This is a messenger RNA of Syngnathoides biaculeatus (alligator pipefish), 3236 nucleotides long. RefSeq names its product zinc finger and BTB domain-containing protein 5. The transcript is spliced from 4 exons. The record is from RefSeq and is a predicted model, not a curated record. Gene Ontology annotation, cellular component: nucleus. Gene Ontology annotation, molecular function: DNA-binding transcription factor activity, RNA polymerase II-specific; protein binding; RNA polymerase II cis-regulatory region sequence-specific DNA binding. Lineage: Eukaryota; Metazoa; Chordata; Actinopteri; Syngnathiformes; Syngnathidae. Gene Ontology annotation, biological process: regulation of transcription by RNA polymerase II. Bases 149 to 2254 code for a protein of 701 amino acids.
UACACCGGUCCUUAGAUAGCUGUGGGGUUUGUUUUUGUUUUUACAAGUACCUGGUUCCGUAUGGGUGAAACUACAAGCCGCUGAGGACCGGAAUCGUUCCCGGACUGAAGAAGACUCCUUUGGCUGUCUCGCCCCCACAAGGAGGACGAUGGACUUUCCAAGCCACUUUGAGCAGAUCUUCCAGCAGCUCAACUAUCAGAGGCUCCACGGUCAGAUGUGCGAUUGUGUCAUCGUGGUGGGCAGCCGGCACUUCAAGGCCCAUCGCUCCGUGCUGGCGGCCUGCAGCACCCACUUCAGGGCCUUGUUCACCGUCGUAGACGGAGACGGCGGCAUGAACAUGAUCCAGCUGGACAGCGAGGUGGUGACAGCGGAGGCCUUUGCCGCCCUGGUGGACAUGAUGUACACGUCCACGCUGAUGCUGGGAGAGAGCAACGUGAUGGACGUCCUGCUGGCCGCUUCCCAUCUGCACCUCAACAAUGUGGUCAAAGGCUGCAAACACUACCUGACCACGCGGACGCUGCCCGUGUCGCCCUCGGGCGACAGCCCCCCGCCUCAGCGCCAGCAAGAGCAGCAGAGGCACAGGCAGCAGGCCGCAGACUUGGUGAACCCCGCUUUAGCCUCCAACGCUAACCUGGCCGCGACCGCCGCCACCUCAAAGUUGCAGCGCUCCUUCUUGCUGCAGCAGCUCGGCCUGAGCUUGGUGAGCUCCGCCUUGGGCGGGAUGGACGACGACGGCCGGGGCAGCAGAGCGGCGGAACAGAGAGCUUCGUUCCCGAUUCGCCGCUUCCCCAAGCGCAAAGCCUCCCCGGGCCUGUUGGAGGAGAGGCCCAGACAGAGGCGGCACCCCUCGGAAGAGGGGGAGAACCCGGACCGAGCGGAAGGGGCGCUCCUCUCUCCGGACUCCCACAAGAUGGGCGACGACUCCAAGCUGGAUGCGAGCAUGCUGCACGCCGCUCAGGACGACCCUCAGAUGCCGAGCCAGUCGGACGGUGGGCGCUGUGAGGGGGACGACGCGGGGGUGAUGCAGGGAGGGGUGGGCAAGGAGGAGGACGUGGAGGACGACGACCAGAAGAGCAACAGAGUCAAGAUCAAAUCGGGAAGCGAGGAAGAGGAGGAGGAGGCGGAGGAACCGGAGCAGAAGGUUCUGGUCAAACAAGAGCCUUUGAGCUCGCCCGAGCCCCCCGACGAAAUCAGCGACGUGACGUCACAGGCCGAAGGCGGCGAGCCGGUGAGCCAGGAGGACGAGGAGAAAGUGGACCUGAGUCCCGAGUGCAGCGACCGCAGCUUCGCCUCGGAACCGCAGCCCAGCCCCGACUCGCUGCUGCGGUCCGGCUCACGGCUUCUGCUCAAGAGCAGCGUGGGAGGAUUUGCGUGUGGUAACGCCUUAAACGGCAAACCCGACUUUAGUAUUUCCAGCUUCCUCGGCCCGAAGAAUUUCGGGAGUGGCGCCGGGGUCUCAAUGGGCGGAGAGGAUGACCUUCCCAACACCACCACUGGUGAUGCGGUUGCUCAUAACUUCCUGUUGAGGCAAGAGGCUUCUGGACCGUCCGGUUCUGGCCCAUCCGCUUUGCUGCAGCCCAGUCCAGGAAGCAGUGAAGGCCGCAGCCGUUUUGGAAGCAACUUGCAGGCCGGUUCCCUUUUCCUUCACCCCCUUCGUGACACUUAUGGGAACCCCAGAGGAAGCGGGGGUAGUGAAGGGCGGGGAGGAGUUGAUCCAUUUGCUUUGGACUUCCAGCGCUCCAACCUGGGGUUACAAUCCCUGGAGCGGCCGCCGCGGGGCGCCAGCGGAGCCACGCCCACCGCCCUGGGUUACCCCGGCUUCGGCCGCGUCGUCCCAAAGAUGCGGGACGAGGGCGGCGCCCUCCAGGACUCCGCCUCUUCUUCGUCGAGCCUGGCGCGGCCCAUGCUCCUCGGCGAGACUCCGGGGUACGACGUGGCGGGCGGAAGGCCCACCUCCCUCCCGCCUCAGCUGACCCGAGCCUCGGCGGACGUGCUGUCCAAGUGCAAGAAGGCUUUGUCGGAGCACAACGUCUUGGUGGUGGAGGGCGCCCGCAAAUACGCCUGCAAGAUCUGCUGCAAAACCUUCCUGACACUGACCGACUGCAAGAAACACAUCCGAGUGCACACGGGAGAGAAGCCCUACGCGUGCCUCAAGUGCGGCAAACGUUUCAGCCAGUCGUCGCACCUCUACAAGCAUUCAAAGACCACCUGUCUUCGCUGGCAGAACAGCAACAUGUCCAACGCCCUCCUCUAGGCCGCGUGUCGUUCCGGCGAAAGGCAGACGUGAACGGGGGGGGGGGGGGGGGGGGGGGGCGCUUUUGUGUUCGAGGACGUCGUCUCAAAUCGUGUCCGGUAAGGUCUCAUCACGUUCAUCGGCCCGUUGAGUCACACGGGGCGUUGAUUACGUAGUGGAGCUUUGCUUUUCACGCAACCCGGAGACUCGAGCAAAUGCGAAAUCAACCGAAGGCCGACUCCAGAGCCGAUUGGAUGACUGGUGAACUUGCUGAUGGGACUUUGACCCCUUAGCGACCACACAAGUGCACUCAUCCGCUAAGAAUGUGGGCUAGCUUGCAUCCGGCCUUUAGGAAAUAUUCCCACCGUUGACUGGAAAAAGGCAAAAUGCACUUUAUUGUGGAUUUCAAAGGAUGACUGGACUUUCCAGCCUUAAUUGUUACUGACAGUGAACGAAAGUUAAGCGAGGUGAAAUCAAAUUUCCAUGCGGCAAGAUUUCCGAAAUUUCAGUAUUGAGCGUUUGCGGUUCACGGGAAGAUUUUAGUUUCUCAGAGAAAGUCAGUCGAUUUGUUUACUGUACUUUGUUCAGUGCUUUGAAAUGUGUCUCAUGCAACUCAUAUUGUGCACGUGUUACACAGAAAAAUCAUUGUUUUUUUUUUUUUUUAGCAAAUGGUGAUUUCCUUGUACAUUGUCGAACUUUCAAGGUGGCUGGUUUGAAGGGUUCUGUUUAGCCAUCUUUUGUGACCAUGUCUUAUUAAAAAAAGGGAGAAAGACAGAGAAGAUUUGGCUUUUCAUGUUUUUGCACCAAUAAUGUGUUCAUGAACGUGAGCAACAGACUAAUCGUCCGAGGCUGCUUGUUGGUUGUCCAACGUUAAAAUCACGAAACCUUAAUAAAGAUGCCGGAAGUCUUUUUGUUUUGUAAAUAGCAGCAGACUUGUCGUUUGGAGGAAAUCAUAUUCAUGGAGUGUUUAGCGAACUAAAAUGGGGGUGAAAUUUCUAGGUUG